AUGUCUCUUCCUGAAACCAAAUCUCAAACCCUUCUAGAUGCUUGGGAUUUCCAAGGCCGCCCCGCCGAUCGCUCUAAAACCGGUGGAUGGGCCAGCGCCGCCAUGAUUCUCUGUAUUGAGGCGGUCGAGAGACUGACGACGUUAGGUAUCGGCGUUAAUCUGGUGACAUAUUUGACGGGAACUAUGCAUUUAGGCAAUGCAACAGCGGCUAACACCGUUACUAACUUCCUCGGAACUUCUUUCAUGCUCUGUCUCCUCGGUGGCUUCAUCGCCGACACCUUUCUCGGCAGGUACCUAACGAUUGCUAUAUUCGCCGCAAUCCAAGCCACGGGUGUGUCGAUCUUAACCCUCUCAACGAUCAUACCGGGACUUAGACCACCAAGAUGCGACCCAACGACGUCUUCUCAUUGCGUACAAGCCACUGGAAUACAACUGACGGUCCUAUACUUGGCCUUAUACCUCACGGCCCUAGGAACCGGAGGCGUGAAGGCAAGCGUCUCCGGUUUCGGGUCAGACCAAUUUGAUGAGACUGAACCGAAAGAACGGUCACAAAUGACAUAUUUCUUCAACCGUUUCUUCUUUUGUAUCAACGUUGGCUCUCUUUGUGCCGUGACGGUCCUUGUCUACAUACAAGACGAUGUUGGACGCAAAUGGGGUUAUGGCCUUUGCGCGUUAUCAAUCGUGCUUGCACUAAGCGUUUUCUUAGCCGGCACAAACCGCUACCGUUUCAAGAAAUUGAUCGGUAGCCCGAUGACGCAAGUUGCUGCCGUUAUUGUGGCGGCGUGGAGGAAUAGAAAGCUCGAGUUGCCGUCGGAUCCGUCGUAUCUCUACGACCUGGACGAUGUUAUUGCGGCUGAAGGUUCGCUGAAGAGUAAACAAAAGCUGCCGCAUACCAAACAAUUCCGUUCGUUGGACAAGGCAGCAAUAAAGGACCAAGAAGCGGCAAUGACCCAAAACGUAUUCAACAAAUGGACACUUUCAACACUAACCGAUGUUGAGGAAGUGAAACAAAUCGUACGGAUGUUACCAGUUUGGGCAACAUGCAUCCUCUUUUGGACCGUCCAUGCACAACUGACGACAUUAUCGGUCGCACAAUCCGAGACGAUGGACCGUCACAUCGGGAGCUUUGAGAUUCCACCAGCCUCGAUGGCCGUCUUCUAUGUCGGCGGCCUUCUCAUAACCACCGCCCUCUACGACCGGGUGGCCAUUCGCCUUUGCAGAAAGCUAUUCAACUACCCCCAAGGUCUAAGACCACUUCAACGCAUUGGUUUAGGGCUCGUAUUCGCAUCCAUGGCUAUGGCCGUAGCUGCUUUGGUAGAGAUCAAACGUCUUAGAACCGCUCAUUCCCACGGUCCAACAGUCAAAACGCUUCCUCUAGGGUUUUAUCUACUCAUCCCACAAUACCUUAUUGUCGGUAUCGGUGAGGCAUUGAUCUACACAGGACAGUUGGAUUUCUUCUUGAGAGAGUGCCCUAAAGGUAUGAAGACGAUGAGCACAGGUCUAUUGUUGAGCACAUUGGCGCUAGGGUUUUUCUUCAGCUCCGUUCUCGUGACUAUCGUCGAGCAAUUCACCGGGAAAACUCAUCCGUGGAUCGCUGAUGAUCUCAACAAGGGGCGUCUUUACAAUUUCUAUUGGCUUGUGGCCGUACUUGUUGCCUUGAACUUUUGCAUUUUCCUCGUUUUCUCCAAGUGGUACGUUUACAAGGACAAGAGGCUAGCUGAAGUCGGGAUUGAGUUGGAAGAUGAGCCAAAUAUUCCCAUGGGUCAUUAA
This is a messenger RNA of Microthlaspi erraticum, 1770 nucleotides long. The record is from the annotation of a GenBank genome assembly. Lineage: Eukaryota; Viridiplantae; Streptophyta; Magnoliopsida; Brassicales; Brassicaceae.